This is a messenger RNA of Lactuca saligna, 1491 nucleotides long. The record is from the annotation of a GenBank genome assembly. Lineage: Eukaryota; Viridiplantae; Streptophyta; Magnoliopsida; Asterales; Asteraceae.
AUGAUAGUGAUGUGUGCACCUUCACUAGAGUUAACAGGUGUCCGUUUGUCAUCAGUCGACCUUCCCACGCGGGUUCCUAGAUGGAUCCCGGGUAUCGAGGGAUAUUCCGUUCCAGGCACAAUAGGUGCUGGACGGUUCGUUCCGACCCUAAUCAGUUUGCUGCUAUCCAAGAGAUAUGGUUUUCAGCCCGAAGACAGUGUGACAUUUCCCGUUCUCCCUACUCAUAAGGUUCACAUCAAUCAGUUGGUUCCCAAUGGUAUAAGCAAGGUGGUUGCUUUUGAGAUGAUGUGGCGUGCUAAUGGGAUCAACCCUAACAUUUGGGUUUUUCGUCAUUUCUUCCAUUUCGCUGCUGUUUCCUCUGGUGAAAGUUAUACCUGCGACGUCCGCAAGCAUAGUCAUGUUCUAGUUGUUGGAUUAGAUGCUUGUUGGGGCUGGUAUGAGUUCAUCGUGGCGGCUUCGUGGAAAGAUGUUAGAGUUUUACAUUGUGUCGAGAGGGUUGACUUUAUAGACGUGUUGGCAAAAAAGUGGGUGAGAAGUCUCCGAUAUCGUGAAGUGGAGCUUAUUGACAGGGUGUUUCCGUCAUUUCCUUUCUGUAAUGAGGCUUUCAUUGUUCGUGCGUCUCCAAUUCAGGAUGCUGAGCGGCGUCGUGCUGUUGUGGAGCCUUCACGAAAAAAUUUGGGGAAAAAGAGCUUGUGGAAGACAGUAAGGAGGGAAGUUGGUUGGGGGGAGUACACGUGUGGCGAGUGCUCAAACGGAGGUGCAAAUCUUGUUGAGUCUGAACCAGGUGUUGUUUUGGAAACUUCAGAGCGCUUGAAUGUUGCGGGUGGUGGGAGUAAUGUGAAUGAGGGUUCUCAUUUCUUGCGUUUUGGUCAUAUAAAGUCUCCAACUGUUGGUGAUAGCGGAUUGGGGAGUUCCAACGGUGUGGUUUUUUUUCCUUCCUGGUACUUGAAAAAUGAUUCACGCUUGUCCUUGUUUGAAGCUGUUAUAGAUUUCACGAAGAAUGUUAUUCCUCUAGGCACACAAUCUGAAACGACCAAUUAUUCUUUAACUAACCUUGUUGGGUUUUUUCGCUUUGCUAUAGCUAAGGGCGCCAACUUCUUUGCUAAAGGUGCUAACCGUCUUGAACGAUUCCUUGUCGUUGAUGGUGAUCUUGCCCCCUUUGUGAAAGAAAAUCAUGCCCUUUGUUCAGAAAAUGUUGCAUUAAAGAAUAAAAAUUUUGAGUUUAAGGGAAAUGUUUCGUGGUUGGAUGUUCUUGAUUCAGAGAAGAAAGUGUUGGAGGAAAAUGUCACGAGUCUUGAUCAUGACAAGCUCGCUUUGGGGGUUGUGGUGGGUCGACUGAAACAGGAGAAUGAGGGAACCGUUAUCCGUUUUGAAGAGAUAUGGUUGAGGCAUUGGCCUCUAAACUCAAGGCAGGUCAAAGCCAUAGGAUUUGGAAUCAUGUUCCAUUUUGAAGAGAUAUGGUCGAGGCAUGGGGCUCUAGAUUCAAGAUAG